GUACAUCGACAUUCAUGAUAUGGAAACCAGAUUUUACCAGAAAAGCACAAAACUAUCCCGAAAUGUUGCGCCAUAACAAAUUUGUGAAUUUCUCGUGCAAGCAGCCCGAUGAGUACGACACGAUGAAGACAGCGUGCAGACUUCCGGACAUACCAGUCAUACGGUACACGGAAAAUACCAUAUCCAGAAUAAGUUAUAUACAUCCGUCAAGGUUUAAGAACCUUGCUCCCGACUACAAUAAACCGAAAGCCUCGGGGAACCCAGACAAAAAGGCUGUUACAGGAAUAGUUCCAAACUUGAUAGUUCCAGCUUAUCUUCCAGUAAUUGAGAAAUAAUUGUCUCCACAAACAAUAAAACGUUCUGUUUAAAAAUA
Molecule: messenger RNA, 373 nt
Organism: Mercenaria mercenaria
Lineage: Eukaryota; Metazoa; Mollusca; Bivalvia; Venerida; Veneridae
Exons: 4
Coding region: 15-335 (106 amino acids)
Source: RefSeq, a predicted model, not a curated record